This is a messenger RNA of Arabidopsis arenosa, 2419 nucleotides long. The record is from the annotation of a GenBank genome assembly. NCBI's taxonomy places the organism in Eukaryota, Viridiplantae, Streptophyta, Magnoliopsida, Brassicales, Brassicaceae.
AUAAAAUUUUGACAUGUUAUCCAGAUUUCUUGGGAAGCAAGUCUCUAACAUGUCUGCAAGAAGAGUAAGAGGGACCUCGGCGGACUAUGGCCCAAUCACGGCGAUCGCCAUUGAUAAGGAUAAGAACAGCCAACACGCCUUGAAAUGGGCCGUUGAAAAUAUCAUUAUUGAUACUCCACAAUGUGUCCUUCUCCACGUUCAACUAGGAAACACAGGAGGACAUUUUCAUCAGGACAAUCAGGACGAGGCGCAUCAAUUCUUUCUUCCUUUCAGAGGAUUCUGCGCUCGAAAAGGAAUCAUAGCAACGGAGGUUAUUCUUCAUGAUAUUGACAUCUCCAAUGCUAUUGUCAACUACAUCACCAACAAUUAUUACAUUGCAAAUCUUGUUGUUGGCGCAUCUGCACGCAAUUCCUUCCUCAAAAAGUUUAAGAGUCCAGAUGUACCAACCACUCUGCUUAAGACGACUCCAGAGACUUGUGCCGUCUUUGUUGUGACCAAAGGUAGGCUUGUAAAAAGCAGAUCCGCGAGUCACCCUCAUAAACUUUCCAGACAACAAAAUCUCUCUUCUUUGUUGUACAACACAACAGGCUCCAUUUCCAGUGACUCCGAGAGUGAAUCAUCAUCACCUGUAUCUACACAAACCAACAAACCAAAUUCAGAUUUCUUCCAACCCGAUUCACCUCGCAUAUCACCACCGCCAUCUAUGAGUGAGAUCUCUCAGUCAGAGACUGAUAAUGGCAGUAGUGAUAUGGUAUCAACUGUGAGUUCUUACACCGUCUCUGAAAGUUCCACUACCAUCGGAAGCUCGAUCUCUUCAACGUCAACGGAAAGUCCACAUGCGGGAAAUUUCGUGGAACAACAGAAUCAAAAUCUCGAAGCAGAGGUGAGGAAACUGAGACUGGAAUUGAAGCAGUUUAAGAUGGACAAAGACACUACAAACCAAAACGAAAACUCCCAAGAAAGCCCAAGGUCAGAGGAAAAAAUAGAGCUGCCUAGAGCAUUGUCUGAGAGGGAAAAGCAGAAAAAGCAGUCUGCAAUCCAAGCAACUGAAAUAGCAAAGCGCAUAGCGAAAAUGGAGAGCCAAAAGAGAAGAUUACUAGAGAUGCAAGCCAAUUUGGACAAACAGAAGAUGGUCACUACGGUGUCUUACAGACGUUAUAGUAUCAAAGAUGUUGAAGGUGCAACCUAUGGUUUUUCUGAUGCUCUAAAGAUUGGGGAAGGAGGUUAUGGACCUGUUUACAAAGCUGUUCUCGAUUACACUCCUGUCGCCAUUAAAAUCUUGAAGUCGGGUAUCACAGAGGGACUAAAACAGUUCCGACAAGAGAUUGAGGUUCUGAGUAGCAUGAGGCACCCUAAUAUGGUGAUCCUUCUCGGUGCAUGUCCCGAGUAUGGUUGUCUUGUAUAUGAGUAUAUGGAAAAUGGAACACUUGAAGAUCGCCUCUUCUGCAGAAACAAUACACCCCCACUUUCAUGGAGAGCAAGAUUCAGAAUUGCUUCUGAGAUUGCCACAGGACUUCUUUUCCUUCACCAGGCAAAACCUGAGCCCUUAGUUCAUCGUGAUCUGAAGCCAGCAAACAUUCUACUCGAUAAACAUCUCACUAGCAAAAUCAGUGAUGUCGGUCUAGCUCGCUUGGUACCUCCCUCUGUGUCUGAUAGCUACAGUAACUAUCACAUGACUUCUGCAGCCGGUACAUUUUGUUACAUUGACCCUGAGUAUCAGCAAACCGGAAUGCUUGGAGUGAAAUCUGACGUCUACUCUUUUGGUGUGGUGCUUCUGCAAAUCAUAACAGCCCAACCAGCAAUGGGGUUAGGCCAUAAAGUAGAGAUGGCUAUUGAAAAUAAUAAUCUGAGAGAAAUUUUGGAUCCAACUGUAUCAGAAUGGCCUGAAGAAGAGACUCUGGAGUUGGCUAAAUUGGCUCUGCAGUGUUGUGAACUGAGGAAAAAGGAUAGACCUGAUCUUGCCUUAGUUCUGUUACCAGCUCUGAACAGGCUUAAAGAGUUUGCUACAGAGGAUCAUGAACGUAUUCAGGAUAGAACAUCUCAUGUGUCACAUGAACACAAUUCAGUUCCGCUUUCCCCGAGUCCUUCCUCUCAGAUCAACCAGAAGCUGAAAGUAGCAGUACCUGAGAUCCACGACUAUCUUGAUCCGUCUGAGACCCGUAAUCAUCCCGUACCAAGGAGAAGUCGACCUCCAAGAUCACAUACAAGCCGGUACAAAGGCAAGGGUUGGUCUUUCAUGAGUUGUGCUCCAUCCAGAGUUCAGUGGGGUGAUCUCCCAUAAUGUGUGGGAGUUCCCUUAUCUUUGUAUAUGAAACAUUUUUUUGUUUUGUUCAUGUCAAAUGUUACAAUUUUAAAGAAGACUUGCUUAUUAAUCUAAAGACCCUCGAUCGAAUCAAGAAAAUCAAAUCAAAUGUCGUUU